GUUGGGCCCCGAUCGCAUUCCCAGCAAAAACCGGAAUCUCAUGAUGCGGAAAUCUGCGGGCGGCAUGCAAUUCGCGCUCCGUCAUGCUGAGCGAAUCUUCUUAAGCCCAAUUGGGGCCCUCCGCCACACCGACGCCCUUAGUUAGGGACGCGUGAAACUAACUUUUUUCGCUCUUUUUAUCGCGGAGAUGGUUAUGGUCCGCCCAAGAACGCAGAGAGAGCUUGGGCAGCUGUGGCGGGGAGCGCGUAGACAUUUGCAUUCGCGACGCAGAUUUCCGAGUAGACAGACAGCUGCUGCGCUUGGCUUGCGAUACGGCCCGCCGUCCCUUGUCGCCGCCCUCACAGCUGGCUUUCUAGCCUUGCCGUCGUCGCCGUGUACCUUUUUGCGUCCGACGCUCCUCGAUUCGCCCGAAGCCUCGUGGUGGUCUUUCCUCCCGCGCGACCAACAGCGCAAUGCGUCAACAAGUGCGAAGGAUGCAGAGGACCAGGUCAAUAAAACGGACACAGGCGCCGUGAGCAGCGGGGAGCAGAAACCUCCACCACAAACCCGCGUCGUCUCCGCAGACGGCGAGAAGGCUGAGGACAGCAAGGAGUCCGCGUGGCAGACGAUCACGAAGAAGCUCCCCACUGCGCCGAAGUCGGCUACCUCGCUGGGCGACACAAUCGUGGACUACGUGGUGCCCAACUGGGCGAAGAUGCUGCCCGGCUUCGUGCGCAAACUGCAGAACGAGCUGUCCAUGGCGCCGGGCUCGCUGGCCGAAGAGAUCUGGUACGAGGCGCACGAUCCCGAGAUCAAUCCGGAGAUCAUCUGGGACGCGUCGGUGCGGGUGUCGAAUGACCUUUGCGCGGAGGAGAAGCGGUUCCGCGAGAAGAGGUCGCUGUUCACACGGAAGGGGCUGGCGCGCUAUUUGGAUAUACCGGAGGAGACGAUCCAUCCGGAGGAUGUGCCUGUCAUUGCGAUGUGCGGCUCCGGCGGUGGACUGCGCGCGCUGGUUGCGGGCACGUCGUCGUAUCUUUCGGCGCAUGAGCAGGGGCUGUUCGACUGCGUGACGUAUACCGCGGGCGUGAGUGGCAGCUGCUGGCUUCAGACGCUGUAUUACUCGAAUAUCACGCAGCGGAGCCAUGCGAGGCUGAUUCGGCAUCUGAAGAAUAGGCUGGGCGUGCAUAUUGCUUUUCCGCCCGAUGCGCUGGAUCUGCUGGCGAGCGCGCCGACGAACAAGUAUCUGCUUAGUGGGCUGGUGGAGAAGGCAAAGGGUAUGCCGGAUGCGGAGUUUGGCAUCGUGGAUGUCUAUGGUGUGCUGCUGGCGGCGAGGCUGCUGGUGCCGAAGGGCGAGCUGUCGGUCGAUGAGUACGAUUUUAAGGUUUCGAAUCAGCGGCGGUAUACGGAUGAUGGAUCGCAUCCUCUGCCGAUUUAUACGGCUGUGCGGCAUGAGAUCCCGCUUGCGGAACAGUCCGAUACGAAGGACCCGAUCGCUGCGGAGGCGAAGGCGAGGAGAGAAGCGUGGUUCCAGUGGUUUGAAUUUACUCCCUACGAGUUCUGGUGCGAAGAGCUUGAAGCUGGUAUCCCUACCUGGGCUAUUGGCCGCAAGUUUGAGAAUGGCAGAACCGUCUGGCGAGAGAAUGGUCUGGCAUUGCCGGAAGUACGAGUCCCGCUGCUGAUGGGCAUUUGGGGCAGUGCUUUCUGUGCGACUCUAUCGCAUUACUAUAAGGAGAUUCGACCGGCAGUGCGAAGUCUCACGGGCUUCGCUGGCCUGGACACCAUGAUCUCGGAACGAGAUGAGGACCUCAUCAAAGUGCAUCCCAUCGAUCCGGCUGCGAUUCCGAACUUUGCUCUCGGCAUGCGCAGCUUCCUGCCGCCGUCUUGCCCAGAGAGCAUCUUCGAAACGAAGAAUUUCCAGCUGAUGGAUGCUGGGAUGAGCAACAACUUGCCUAUCUACCCGCUGCUACGACCUGGAAGGAACGUGGAUAUCCUGAUCGCAUUCGACGCGAGUGCGGACGUCAAGACAGACAACUGGCUCAAGGUUGCCGAUGGCUAUGCUCGACAACGCGGCAUCAAAGGCUGGCCCGUGGGCGCCGGCUGGCCCCCAGAGGAAGAGACAAUGGCAGAGCUCCAGCAAGACAUGGACAAAGCGCAAGCAGACACGGAGAAGCAAGCACAAGCGAAGAUGGAAGAAGCCAAAGAGCAAGACAAGCCCAAGCAACAGGGCGGUGAGAGCAAUGCGCUCGGCUACUGCAACGUCUGGAUCGGCAAGACCGAAGAGCGCACAAGCGACUCCGAACCGCCCUCCUCCAAAGUCGUCGAAGAGGACUGGGAGCUCAUGCAGCCCGACGCCGGCAUCACCGUCAUCUACUUCCCCUUCCUGGCGAACCCGACCGUUCCUGGAAUUGAUCCCAAGACUUCGGAUUUCAUGAGCACGUGGAACUUUGUCUACACGCCCGAUCAGAUCGACAGCGUGGUGCAGCUCGCGCGCAGGAACUUCCAGGAGGGCGCCGAGCGCACGAAGAGGACGGUGAGGGCGGUGUAUGAGCGCAAGAAGAAGAUGCGGGAGGAGCGGGAGGCGGAGGAGAAGGAGCGCAGGAGGAGGUGGAAGAUGAGGCAGGGGCGCAGUGGGGGGAGGAGGAUUGGGGAGGGGGAUCAUGGGGAUCAUUUUAGUUGA
Molecule: messenger RNA, 2656 nt
Organism: Trematosphaeria pertusa
Lineage: Eukaryota; Fungi; Ascomycota; Dothideomycetes; Pleosporales; Trematosphaeriaceae
Product: phospholipase-like protein A2
Exons: 3
Coding region: 188-2656 (822 amino acids)
Biological process (GO): glycerophospholipid catabolic process
Cellular component (GO): cytosol
Molecular function (GO): A2-type glycerophospholipase activity
Source: RefSeq, a predicted model, not a curated record